CUUCUUCUUCUCCGACUCUAGUAAUGUCGUGAUAUGUUCAAUAAGCUUUCUUCAAUGGCGUAUGGUUCCUUUGGUGUCUCAUCGAAAGCUCUAGUCUUCUGCCGACCUUGCUAUGGCUCCAUUAGAGACCUCCCUUUCUCUCUCCGAACGUCUACAAUUGGUCAUUGCGGCUGUGUUGGAGCUAUUGCAGCACCUAGAAAUGUCGUGAAACCGCGCAAGGAAGAAAGUCGUGAUUUUAGUGGAGCACGGAGAAGUAAUAAGGAUAAAUCAAUGCCGUGGAAGAAGUUAGAUGCUGAUGAAUUUGGUAUUCAGAGGUCAAUGAUCCCAGAUUCUACACGGAUGGUUCUCAAUAAACUUAAGAAAAAAGGAUUUCAAGUUUACCUAGUUGGAGGUUGUGUUCGGGAUCUUAUUCUAGAUAGAAUCCCCAAGGAUUUUGAUGUUAUCACUACAGCUGAACUCAAGGAGGUACGGAAAGUAUUUCCCCGCUGUCAAAUUGUUGGAAGACGAUUUCCCAUAUGUCAUGUUUAUGUUGAUGAUAUUAUCAUAGAGGUGUCAAGUUUUAGUACUUCAGCAAGGACUGGUAAAGCGCCCAGUAAAAACUUGAGAAAGCCUGCGGGCUGUGAUGAGCGUGAUUAUAUCCGUUGGAAGAAUUGCUUAGAGCGUGAUUUUACAGUCAACGGGUUGAUGUUUGAUCCAUCAGAGAAUGUAGUGUAUGACUAUAUAGGAGGAGUUGAAGAUUUAAGGAAUUCUAAAGUUAGAACAGUAUCCGCAGCGAAACUUUCAUUUGUCGAGGAUACAGCUCGCAUUUUACGUGCAAUUAGGAUUGCAGCGAGGUUAGGAUUCAGCUUGACUAAAGACGUUGCUAUUUCUGUGAAGGAGCUUUCUUCUUCAUUGCUGAGACUUGACCCUUCAAGGAUUCGGAUGGAAAUUAAUUAUAUGCUGGCAUAUGGGUCUGCAGAAGCUUCUUUACGGUUAUUAUGGAGAUUUGGGCUCAUGGAAAUUCUUCUACCUAUCCAGGCAUCUUAUCUUGUUUCCCAAGGUUUCCGGAGGCGUGAUGGAAGGUCCAACAUGCUUCUGUCCCUAUUUCGCAACCUUGAUCGACUUGUAGCACCUGAUCGACCAUGCAACGAGUUCCUCUGGAUUGGGAUCUUAGCAUUCCACAAAGCAUUGGUCGAUCAGCCUCGGGAUCCCACCGUAGUAGCUUCCUUCUGCCUUGCCAUCUACAGUGAGGUAUCUUUAUCAGAAGCCAUCGCGAUUGCAAGGAGCAACUCCAAACAACACAACUCACACUUCCAAGAGCUUUCUGGUCAUGAAAAAGACACCGCCGACUCAGAGAGCAAAAUAUCGCAGCAGGUCAUAAAAUUAGCAGAGUCAAUAAGAUCAGCUGCGCGAAAAUUGAAUGAUCGAGACUACAUAGCUAACGCAAUGAGCGAAUACCCGCAAGCACCGGGCUCUGAUAUGGUGUUCUUGUCAAGACCUAUGUUGGAGAGAGUGGAGAAAAUGUUUGGAAGUGUGAGAAGAAAGAGAAACCAAGAGGCAGAGGAUGUCCCAAGUUUAGAGCGUAGGAUAAACUACAAAUUGCAUCAAUCCAUGGACGUUGAAGAAAAGAGUGUUUCAUCUGGCUAUGCCAAGCCUCCAUGGAUAUUCAAAGGAAGUGCGUUGUACCAGAUUCAUCUUGUGAAAGCUGCGACUGCUCGGGCAUUCAUCCCCAAGGAGUUUCGACUAGUUGAAGCUUUUGGAUACACUCUUGGCGGGUUUUUCCUUGCUAGCUACGAUGAUAGCCCCGCUGGUGUCUUUGAUGAGCUUGUAGUAAUUGCAGGGAUUGUUUGGAACCCUCCUACAUCAUGCGCAUGGGCCGCGAGGGUACUUGUGAAUAGCGAUGAGGCUUGUCAUCAUGGACGCAAGGAAGUAGGACUCCCAAGCCAAGUUGCAAGAUUUUCAAAAAACAUUACUGCAGUUCCUAAACGGAAAAGGGACAGAGCUUUUGGUUUCCUGGAAUCAUUUGGGUUGGGAACUACUCUGUCUCAUCCGCAGGAUUUGAUGGAGGUUAAGAUUAGUGAAGUUGAUGGUGCUGAUUCUGCAGAUAUCUGCAACAUCCAAAUUAGAUCAGACGAGACCAAAGUUGGAAACUGGAUGGGACCUGCAAUCAAAAUGGCUCUCCCAAGUUUUAGUGGCAAUACAAAGUAUAACUCAAACCUGCUCAAAUACUCAUGCCACCUCCACUGCAGGGUGAGGCCGGUGAGACCUGCCGUAGUCUCAAGGGCUUUGGAUGAUGAGACAGAGAAUUUUUCAGAACAGAAUCACACAUCACAAGAGUCACUUGAAAAUGAAAGGCGGCUAAGCAUAGCCGUGAUGCUAUCGAAACCAAUCAUAGCUCUUCAAUUCAAAUGCUUAACAAUGCAAGUAGAAGCUCCUGUUGUAAUUCACCCUUCAAAGUAAACUCAACACUCAAAAUCCAAGAACAUACAGCUUCCUUCCUACAAGGUUCACAUCUUUACAAAAACAAAUCUUUCCGCUUUUCGCCGAUUAAAUAAGCCAUUCCUAG
Messenger RNA from Arabidopsis arenosa, 2545 nucleotides. The record is from the annotation of a GenBank genome assembly. Lineage: Eukaryota; Viridiplantae; Streptophyta; Magnoliopsida; Brassicales; Brassicaceae.